Molecule: messenger RNA, 1436 nt
Organism: Corythoichthys intestinalis (scribbled pipefish)
Lineage: Eukaryota; Metazoa; Chordata; Actinopteri; Syngnathiformes; Syngnathidae
Gene: tmem237a
Product: transmembrane protein 237a
Exons: 11
Coding region: 185-1294 (369 amino acids)
Biological process (GO): cilium assembly
Cellular component (GO): ciliary transition zone
Source: RefSeq, a predicted model, not a curated record
CACAAAGCUCUCCUAGAGGGUUAGCACAUGUCCACCUGUCACUCACGUCGGCGUCCACGUCGUCAUCGAGAAGACGAGCUCAGCACACAGGUUCGCAGCAGUUGGUCUUGCAGGUUAAUCCAAUCACAGCUAGUGGUUGGUACUAAUUGACUGACCUCAAUUAUUGAUUGGCACACUGGUCGCCAUGCCAACAGUCAAGGGCAGGAAGAGGAAGACCAGGAAGGAAGUCACCGAAGGGGAUGGUGAAGGGGUUUGCGUUGAGUUGGAGAACGACGAAUUGACCAAUCAGAGCAGAGAAACGUCCACACCAGACUUUCUGGAUGCGGCACCACAAAAGAAGAAGAAAAAGAAGAGAAUGCCCACCAUUGACCAGGUGGAGCAUGUUGACACACCAAACGGGAAUCCCACCGAAACCGCAGUGGACGAAGAGGAAGCCGUGGUCGCAGUGAGCAGAAAAACCAAAAAGAAGAGGAAGGCUAAGUCCGCGGAACAUCACACCAACGACCCUGGCGCGGAAGAUGACGAUAUUGUGGCCAACGCCCCUUCGCCUGUCCCCCAACAGUCCUUGUUCUCCGCCCCCCAAGGCCAAAAUCAACCUGUCGGCAGAGUCUUUGCGGAAAGAAACAGACGCUUUCAGGCAGAGCGAGUGGAGCAUCUUCGCCAUUUGGACCAGACAGAUGACUACUUGGAGCCCAGACAGAUGAUAUGGACCACCAGAGACAUCGCCGUUAAAGUCCACAGCAGCUUCAGGGUUCUGGGCCUAUUCUGCCAUGGCUUCCUGUCGGGCUACGCCGUGUGGAACGUGAGUGUGGUGUAUGUGCUAGCUGGUGAGCACAUGUCCACACUGGCUAACCUCCUGCAGCAGUACCACUCGCUGGCCUACAGCGCACAGUCGCUGCUCUACUUGCUGCUAGCUAUCAGCACCGUGUCCGCCUUCGACCGAGUCAACUUGGCCAAGGCCUCCAUGGCGUUGAGAGGCUUCAUCACGUUGGAUCCCGCUGCGCUUGCCUCGUUCUUGUACUUCAUAGCGUUGAUCCUGUCCCUCAGUCAGCAGAUGACUAGCGAUCGCAUCCACCUGUAUCCCACCGCCAACGAGACUCUGUGGCCUCCUGGUUCUGAGGAGCAGAUCUUGCGGCCAUGGAUUGUGGUCAACCUGGUGGUGUCCCUGCUCGUGGGCCUGGCCUGGGCCGUCAUCUCCACACGGCCAAAUCUUGACUACACAGAAGAGUUCUUGAUGUCCAUGGAAGUUGAAAGCUAUCCCAGAGGCGACGAGAACAUGGAUAUUCCAGCCUGAAAUCUUGCAUAAAAUCACUAUAUUUUCAAAUAUUUUUGUACAGUAUAUCUUUUACAUUUUUUUGUCUUGUGAUUUUGUUAACGUGAAAAUAAAGUAGCGCCUGAGAGCCAAAUUGUUUCGCUGUGCUUUUUUAACUGUUAAA